Messenger RNA from Cladophialophora bantiana CBS 173.52, 1266 nucleotides. RefSeq names its product DNA-binding protein, 42 kDa. Bases 1 to 1266 code for a protein of 421 amino acids. The record is from RefSeq and is a predicted model, not a curated record. NCBI's taxonomy places the organism in Eukaryota, Fungi, Ascomycota, Eurotiomycetes, Chaetothyriales, Herpotrichiellaceae. The transcript is spliced from 4 exons.
AUGGCUGAUGCAGCGGUAGCAGAAGGGAUCAACAAUCCCGACAACCUCACCAAGUACAAAACCGCCGCUACCAUCAGUCACAAAGUCCUCGACGAGGUCUCCAAAUGGUUGGUCGAAGGAGCUAAGAUUGUCGAUCUGUGCAUCAAGGGCGACGAACUUCUCGAAGCAGAGCUCAGCAAAGUGUACAAGGGAAAGUCCAUCAAUAAAGGCAUCGCGACUCCUUGCACAAUAUCCCCUAGCUCUCAUGUCACCCCUUUCACCCCGUUGGUCUCGGACGCCGAUGACGCAGCCAUGACCAUCAAGGCGGGUGAGUUGGUUAAGAUUCAAUUAGGUGCACAGAUCGACGGGUAUGGUGCAAUUGUUGGGGACACCGUUGUGGUGCCACAAGAGAAAGGGAAGAAACCAGAGGUCACUGGCCGAGAGGCGGAUUUGCUUCUCGCUACUUACUACGCGAAUGAACUCUUGCUCCGACUGAUGGUGCCUCCGGGGCUAUUGGCCGCCGGGACUGAGGAAGAAAAGAAGAAGGCUGCUGCCGAAAAGCCGCCAACUCAAACGAAGAUCAUCGCGUUGGUCGAGAAGGUCGCAAAAGCCUACGACGUCCAUGUCGUUCAGCACACCACGUCUUGGCUAUUUGAGAAGAAUGAGAUUGAGGGCAAGAAGAAAAUCAUUCUGUCGCCGGCUGAUGGUGCCAAAGGAGAAGGUUCAGCAGAAGUCGGCGAGGUCUGGGGGGUUGAGGUGGGCAUGAGUCUGGGAUCUGGCAAGGUCAAAGAGUUGGACAAGCGAUCGACUCUGCUGAGGCGAACGACCACGACCUACGGCUUGAAGCGGCCAAGUUCGCGACAAGUUCUCUCGGAAAUUGUCAAGAAAUUCGGUACUUUCCCAUUCAGCCUACGGCAAUUGGAUGAUGAGCGAGCCGGCAAGGUUGGCGUGGUCGAGUGCAUCAGAUCUGGGGUUCUACGUGAAUAUAAGCCAGCCGCAGAGGCGGAUGGUUCUCCUGUCUCGAGAUUGUUCACCACUGUUGCAAUCACCAAGAAUGGCCUUACACGCCUAGCGGCUCCUCCUCCAUUGGAUCUGGAGACCGUCAAGUCCGACAAGAAGAUCGAGGACGAAGAGGUUCUGUCAAUCCUCGAGCGACCGCUCAGCAAGUCUACUGGCUCUAAGAGCAAGAACAAGAAGAAAAAGAAGAAGCCCGCCAAGAAGGCCACCGCCGCGGCUGCUACGGAGGAAGAAGAUGACGAUGACGAAGAUGACAGCGACGAAGAAUGA